AUGAAGAAGAUCAGUUUGAUACUACGUAAAUGCAAGAGUCUGUCAAGGCAACUAGGGAGAUCUUCAUCUUACAGUAGCCUAAGGUCCAAAUCUACCAGAGAAGAUUUAUGGGGUCAUCAUGAUCAUAAGCAAGAAGAUGAAAACCAUGCGACUAUAUUUGUUGGAAGCACAAGGAAGAGGUAUGUCAUCAGCUCCAAGUAUUUGAGCCAUCCUUUAGUGAAUGCUCUCAUCGAGAAGUCAAAGCAAAAGCCGGGAGAGGAUAGCAUUUUGGUGGUGAGAUGCGAGGUUGUCUUUUUCGACCACCUUUUAUGGAUGCUUGAAAAUGCAGAUCCAAGUGUUAAUUUUGGUUCUUUGGAAGAGCUAGCUGAUCUCUACAUGUUCUAG
Messenger RNA from Populus trichocarpa (black cottonwood), 384 nucleotides. Its product is annotated as auxin-responsive protein SAUR78. The transcript has a single exon. The record is from RefSeq and is a predicted model, not a curated record. The coding region runs from base 1 to 384 and encodes 127 amino acids. Gene Ontology annotation, biological process: response to auxin. NCBI's taxonomy places the organism in Eukaryota, Viridiplantae, Streptophyta, Magnoliopsida, Malpighiales, Salicaceae.